AUGGCUGUAAUCCUCUUCCUCUCCCCUGUUCCCCUGCCCUCUUUCCCCUGCAGGUGGAGCUCCCUCUCCCUCCCUUUCGCCCUCUCCUACCUUCCACCCCCUCCUCUCCCCCUCCUCUCCCCCUCCUCUCAGAAGUGGCUAAUAUUCCCCUACCUUCCACCUCCUCCUCUCCCCCUCCUCUCCCCCUCCUCUCCCCCUCCUCUCCCCCUCCUCUCCCCCUCCUCCUCUCCCCCUCCUCUCCCCCUCCUCUCCCCCUCCUCUCCCCCUCCUCUCCCCCUCCUCUCCCCCUCCUCUCCUCCUCCUCUCCCCCUCCUCUCCUCCUCCUCUCCCCCUCCUCUCCUCCUCCUCUCCCCCUCCUCUCCCCCUCCUCUCCCCCUCCUCUCCCCCUCCUCUCCUCCUCCUCUCCCCCUCCUCUCCUCCUCCUCUCCCCUCCCCUCCUCUCCCCCUCCUCUCCCCCUCCUCUCCCCCUCCUCUCCUCCUCCUCUCCCCCUCCUCUCCUCCUCCUCUCCCCCUCCUCUCCCCCUCCUCUCCCCCUCCUCUCCCCCUCCUCUCCUCCUCCUCUCCCCCUCCUCUCCCCCUCCUCUCUCCCCUCCUCUCCUCCUUCCGGACCUCACUGGCACACUGCAAUUCCUGCGAGAAGAGGGGCGGCAGCACAGCGGCACGGUGGGGAGACGACCAAUUAGAGCGCAGGGAGGCGGCGGAGGGGGAAGAGGGGGAUGGGGGAGAGGAGGAGGGGGAGGGGAAGGAGGGGAGGGGGGUGGAGUGGAGGGGUGGGAGGGCAGGGCGAUGGAGCUGCUGCUGUUGCUGGUGGACGAGAGAAUAGAGCACCUGAUUGGUACACGACAGGACGUGAAGCAAUUGGCAUCUCAAGUGGAAGAAAGCAGGCUAGGCACGGCAUUGCGGAUCAUAGACAACCAUUUGGCGGUCUUUCGAUCUGUGGCGGCAUGGCUGAGGCCUCGGGCUUCCGGGGGUGGUUUGGAAGGGGUCUUUGCCACUCCAGAAGCUCGACAGGGUUGGAGUUCUUAUAGAUGA
This is a messenger RNA of Closterium sp. Yama58-4, 1032 nucleotides long. Lineage: Eukaryota; Viridiplantae; Streptophyta; Zygnematophyceae; Desmidiales; Closteriaceae. The record is from the annotation of a GenBank genome assembly.